This is a messenger RNA of Bombina bombina (fire-bellied toad), 900 nucleotides long. It is a transcript of the gene NKX2-5, whose product is annotated as NK2 homeobox 5. The record is from RefSeq and is a predicted model, not a curated record. Gene Ontology annotation, molecular function: RNA polymerase II cis-regulatory region sequence-specific DNA binding; DNA-binding transcription factor activity, RNA polymerase II-specific. Lineage: Eukaryota; Metazoa; Chordata; Amphibia; Anura; Bombinatoridae. Gene Ontology annotation, biological process: cell differentiation; regulation of transcription by RNA polymerase II. Gene Ontology annotation, cellular component: nucleus. Bases 1 to 900 code for a protein of 299 amino acids. The transcript is spliced from 2 exons.
AUGUUUGCCAGCCCUGUGACUUCUACUCCAUUUUCUGUUAAAGACAUUUUGAACUUGGAGCAACAUCAGACAGGUCUGUCUGCAAUGGACAUAUCCCCAAGGCUGGAGGCCUCUUCGUGCAUGUUGUCCAGCUUCAAGCAGGAAUCCUACCCUGGAACGCCAUGUCUUUCCGAUCUCAGCGAGGAUCUGUCCCACAGAGAAGCCCCAAAAGCCUCCUCACCCUUCCCUGGAUCAUAUUUUGUUAAGAAUUAUAUGGAAAUGGACUCCCCCAAAGACCACAAAGACGACAAAAAAGAACUCUGCUCUUUACAGAAAAACCUGGAAAACGACAAAAGAGACUUGGACGAACAAGAGAGACCAAGACAAAGGAAAAGAAGGAAGCCCAGGGUAUUGUUUUCCCAGGCUCAGGUAUAUGAACUGGAGAGGAGAUUCAAGCAACAAAAGUAUCUGUCAGCUCCAGAGAGAGACCAUUUAGCCAAUGUCUUGAAGCUCACCUCCACCCAGGUGAAAAUCUGGUUCCAAAACAGAAGAUACAAAUGUAAAAGACAGAGGCAAGAUCAGACUUUGGAGAUGGUGGGUCUCCCACCCCCAAGGAGGAUAGCUGUGCCAGUGCUGGUGAGGGAUGGGAAGCCUUGUCUGGGGGAGUCAUCACCUUACAACUCAUCCUACAAUGUCAGCAUCAACCCUUACAGCUACAACACUUACCCUGCUUACUCCAACUACAGCAACCCAGCCUGUAGUGGCAGCUAUAACUGCAGUUACUCAUCCAUGCCCACCCUGCAGCCCACCACAGCUGCCAAUAACUUCAUGAAUUUUAGCGUGGGGGACUUAAACACAGUGCAAACUCCAAUCCAGCAGGGAAGUAGCGUAUCUGCACUGCAUGGUAUCAGAGCCUGGUAA